UUCCCUAUGUGUCGAGUGUUGAAGUAUUACACAUUCUGCGUGGAUACCAAGAAGGAAAAGGUGUACGCUUUGGAUAGUCAGAAUGAAUUGGUAGAUAUAUGUCAGGCUGCCAAAUAUGGAACAGCUACUGAUCUUGUGAAAAAUAUGCUUGCAGAUUAUUUGGCAUACAAGGGACAUGUGCAUAAGAGCAAUGUUGUGAAGCGAUCUAAGUUGGCAAUUGUACACAUAAAGUGGGGGGACGCUAAGAAUAUCAAUGACAUGGGUGUUUAUAUGAUGAGGCACAUGGAGACAUUCAUGGGCGAUUCUUCGUCGUUGUGGACAUGUGGUUUGGCUCCAAAGCUGAGAAAACAACUUAACCUUCUGCGAGUGAGGUACUGUGCGGCACUUAUUGCGUGGGAGAGGAACAGUAUUCGCGACGCAAUGGAAGAAAGCGCAAAAUUAAGUUUGGGUUCUAGUUUUGAUGAUCCAAAUCUCAACAUCGACGUCACGUUGCUUGGGAAAUGAUCCACCUAAUUAAUUUGUUCAGACCAUACAGAUGAAUGUUAUAUUUAUGGAAUGCGUUAGUACAAUAUUUUUGUGGCGAUUUUGUC
Messenger RNA from Salvia miltiorrhiza (redroot sage), 590 nucleotides. RefSeq lists its product as uncharacterized. The record is from RefSeq and is a predicted model, not a curated record. NCBI's taxonomy places the organism in Eukaryota, Viridiplantae, Streptophyta, Magnoliopsida, Lamiales, Lamiaceae. Bases 7 to 504 code for a protein of 165 amino acids. The transcript has 2 exons.